AUGAAGGGUAAACAGCAAUUGGAGGAACAUGAAACGAAGCAAUUGAAACCCGUAAAGCCGUCGCAAGUUGCACCUUUGCGCGCUAGGGUUUUGGAAAAGCCACUGGAGAAUGUGCAUAAGGGACGAGAUACUGCUGUAGUUGGUUCGUCGUCAGGUCUGACAAAGAAGGAGAAGGUAGCUACUGUUGUUGAUGUUCGUGACUCCCCCCCAAAGGAAAGCUCACUCCCAAAGUCGCAACAAGGGAGCAUCGCAAAAACCCUAGUCGCAGGCCGCGGAACUCAGGCUUGUGGAAACCCUAACUCUGCGAGCUGCGAUGCCAGUUUGGAUGUUGCGGCAUCAGCUCCAUCUCAGCUGGAACUGCUUGGAAUCUCUGUCGAUGGACAAGACCCUACUCUAGUAGUAACACUCCUAGUCCCUCCCCAAUAG
Messenger RNA from Oldenlandia corymbosa var. corymbosa, 426 nucleotides. The record is from the annotation of a GenBank genome assembly. Lineage: Eukaryota; Viridiplantae; Streptophyta; Magnoliopsida; Gentianales; Rubiaceae.